Molecule: messenger RNA, 2139 nt
Organism: Papaver somniferum (opium poppy)
Lineage: Eukaryota; Viridiplantae; Streptophyta; Magnoliopsida; Ranunculales; Papaveraceae
Product: histone-lysine N-methyltransferase, H3 lysine-9 specific SUVH5-like
Exons: 1
Coding region: 1-2136 (711 amino acids)
Cellular component (GO): nucleus
Molecular function (GO): zinc ion binding; histone methyltransferase activity; protein binding
Source: RefSeq, a predicted model, not a curated record
AUGGAUCAGAUGGAGUUGAUUAGUCCAUUAACAGGUGGAAAAACCAAAGAUAUUGAAUUGCCAAAAUCUUUUAACCGGAUGGAAUCUGAAGAACCUGCAAUGGAUGCUGUUACCAAAGAUGCAUCUGUGCCUUGGAAAGUUGCGGGAAAAUAUCCUCCUAGAAGAACAGUUUCAGCUGUACGAGAUUAUCCGAUUGGAUGGAGCAAUGUUACAAGAUUAAGUAACGAGUCUUUGAAGGACACAAGUGCGGAUAAUGAUAAUUUUAGUGAUAAAGAAAAUAAGCAACCAAAACAGAUGGUUGAGGCUAGGAUUACUGGAGAAAAUGUUCAGGAUGAUCUAAGGAGCAAUUUGAAGAGGAGUGUUAUGAAAAACUUUGUGGAAAAUGUUAGAGUUGCGUCAGAUCGAGAUGUUUUGAAAACAAACGCUGGACAUAGACCAACUGCGAAGGAUGUCAAGUCACAAGUCACAAGUAAUAAAGAUGGAUCACACACAAAUCCUUCUUCGUCAGUUCCAAGGUCACCACAUUCAUCUUUGAGUGUGAAUCCGGUUGGGCGUCCAGCCUCUAACAAUGACAACGUUGUAACUCGCGACAAGGUUAAAAAGACUCUUCGUUUAUUUCAAGAAACGUACAGGAAGGCUACACGAGAUGAGGAAUCAAAGGUGAAGGUGCCCGGAACUCAUUCCAAGAGGAUUGAUUUGGUAACCGUCAAUGAGUUGAAGAAAAAGGAUAAGUGGGUGAACACCGGUGGUAAAAUAGUGGGUCAUAUACCCGGGGUUGAGGUUGGAGACGAGUUCCAAUUCAGGGUGGAACUUUCUAUGAUUGGUCUUCAUGGACCUUUUCAGUCUGGUAUCGAUUUUCUAAACAAAGAUGGUAAAUAUCUGGCAACAAGUGUUGUGUCUUGUGGAGUUUAUGAUGACAUUGAUAAUUUUGAUGUAUUAGUAUAUUCUGGUCACGGAGGAAAACCAUCUGGCGAGAACAAGAAAGCUGAAGAUCAAAAGCUUCAGCGGGGAAACCUUGCUCUAAAGAAUAGUGUAGAUGAGAGAACUCCAGUUAGGGUUAUUCGUGGAUUUAAAGAAAUGAAAAGACCUGAUUCUCUUGAGACAAAGGGCAAAACGGUUACGACGUACACUUAUGAUGGGUUGUACUUGGCUGAACGUUAUUGGCAAGAAAAGGGACGACAUGGUAACAAUGUUUAUAUGUUUGAACUGAGAAGAAUUCCUGGACAACCCGAGCUUGCUCUAAGAGAAGUACAAAAAUCGAGAAAAUUGAAAGUAUGUGAAGGUCUUUGUGUAGAUGAUAUAUCACAAGGUCAGGAGAAGAUGCGAAUUUGUGCUGUGAACACAGUAGAUUCCGAAAAACCACCUCAAUUUAAGUAUAUUACUAAAAUGGAGUACCCAUCAAGGCACAAUGUUAUUCCCCUCGAGGGGGGUUGUGGAUGCAAGAACGGAUGCUCUGAUUCAAAGAAAUGUCUUUGUGCAGUAAAGAAUGGAGGAGAUGUCCCAUUUAAUCACAAUGGUGCUCUUGUGGAAUUGAAGCAUCCCCAAAGUGUUUAUGAAUGUGGACCCCAUUGUAAGUGUCCUCCAUCAUGUCGUAAUAGAGUUAGCCAACAUGGGAUCAAGUUUCAAUUGGAGAUCUUCAAAACUAAGUCAAAGGGAUGGGGAGUUAGAUCCUUGAACUCAAUACCCUCUGGAAGCUUCAUUUGUGAGUACACUGGGGAGGUCCUUUCGGAAAAGGAAGCUGAUCAAAGAACCGGAAAUGAUGAGUAUCUUUAUGAUCUUGGGAGGAUUAAAAGCAGCAACCAAACUUUGUGCGAUGACUUGCAAUCAACUAGUAUCUCUGAAGAAAAUGUGGAAGAUGAGGAGGGGCUCACCAUUGAUGCCCGUGGGUAUGGAAAUGUUAGUAGAUUUAUCAACCAUAGUUGUUCACCUAACGUUGUAGCCCAAAAUGUUCUUUAUGACCAUGAUGACAAGAGGAUGCCGCACAUAAUGCUAUUUUCUGCUGACAAUAUCCCUCCGUUGCAAGAAUUGACAUAUGAUUACAACUAUACGCUAGGCUCAGUUCAUGAUUCGGAGGGAAAUUUAAAGAUAAAGGAAUGUUAUUGUGGCUCUACAGAGUGCAGGAAAAGGAUGUAUUAAGGC